UUUAAAUUCUUGUUUAUUAAUGAAUGUAGUGGUAUUGAAUUCUACAGUAUUAAUUAUGAACGUUAAUCUGUAUGUUACGUGUGUUCAGGAAUGUCUUGUAAUCUAUAGUAGCAUAUAAACCAUUUUCGAAUACUGUACUUCCAAUCAUCGAGUGACUAAUAUUUGUAAUAAACAAUGUCGAAAUCAAUAAUACUUUUUAUAAUUCUAGUGUUAAAUUUUUUUUAUUCAUCUACUUUAGGACAAGAUUCUUCACUUAAUUUGAACGCAGGCGAGAUAUGUCUAAAAGGGGAAAAUGGAGAGGCUUCCAAUUCGUACUGUAAACGUUUAGAUAAUUGUCCUGAGGGUAGACAACAAAUCAGACAACAUAUUAUUCCAAAAUUAUGUUCAUUUGAUAGAUCACAUCCAGUAAUUUGUUGUCCACCACAGAGCUAUGAAGCAAAACCAACGGAAAAUCCUUUUAAUAAUCAGUCUAAUGUACAAACAUAUUCUGCUACUGAGAUGUGUCAUCAAUAUUCAGAAUUGAUCUAUUCAUAUGUAAAAAAACCAACUUUAAAACCAUCAAGUAAUAAUUACAUUAAAGUACUUAAUUGUCGUGAAGUAACAAAAUUAAUUGUUGGCGGUACUAAAGCUGACGGUAAAGAAUUCCCACAUAUGGCUCUAGUAGGCUAUGGUGAUAAAAUUGAACAAGUCAGGUGGGCUUGCGGAGGUUCAUUAAUUAGUAAUAUUUGGGUUUUGUCUGCUGCUCAUUGUGAAAAAAUUAGCAAGCAAUUGUUUGCCCAUUGGAUACGUCUAGGAGAUUUAGAUAUUGAAGAUAAUAAUGAUGAUGCCAAACCUAGCAAUUAUGAAAUAAUUCAACGUAUUAUUCAUCCCAACUAUCAACCUCCUUCUCUCUAUAAUGAUAUAGCUUUAUUCAAGUUAGAUAGAAUUGUUGAAUUUUCAGCUUAUGUGAGACCUAUUUGCUUAAAUAUUGAUCAAAAUCUUAAGCCUCAAAAAGCAGUAGCUUCUGGCUGGGGCCAAAUACAAAGUGGGGGACCGUCCAGUUCUCAUUUGUUAAAAGUAGUAUUAGAUAGUAUACCAAUAAAUCAAUGCAAUAUUAGUUAUUCCUCUAGUGUUGGAAGACAACUAGCAUUUGGAAUAUUAAAUGAAAGUCAAAUUUGUGCUGGCCAUGCUGAAGGUGGAAAAGAUACUUGUGGAGGUGAUUCUGGAGGGCCUAUUCAAAUUAAAAACACUAACUAUUCAUGUAUGUACACUCAAAUAGGAAUAACAUCAUUUGGAAAAUUAUGUGGUGAAAAAGAUGCACCUGGGGUUUAUACUAAAGUUUCUAAAUAUAUAUCGUGGAUAGAAAAGAAUGUUUGGCCAAAAUAGUAAUACAUUUCAGGAACACUAAGUAAAUACUACAAGAGAAUAAUUAAUUGUUAAACAAAUUUUUGUUUAUUGACCAUUGCAUUAAAUGCACUUUGUAUUUCUUUUAUAUUUUUUAUAAAUAAAUAUUCAUGUUUUUAAA
This is a messenger RNA of Daktulosphaira vitifoliae (grape phylloxera), 1504 nucleotides long. Its product is annotated as venom protease-like. Bases 175 to 1365 code for a protein of 396 amino acids. Gene Ontology annotation, molecular function: serine-type endopeptidase activity. The record is from RefSeq and is a predicted model, not a curated record. Gene Ontology annotation, biological process: proteolysis. NCBI's taxonomy places the organism in Eukaryota, Metazoa, Arthropoda, Insecta, Hemiptera, Phylloxeridae. The transcript is spliced from 7 exons.